Molecule: messenger RNA, 2162 nt
Organism: Cladophialophora immunda
Lineage: Eukaryota; Fungi; Ascomycota; Eurotiomycetes; Chaetothyriales; Herpotrichiellaceae
Exons: 2
Coding region: 671-1819 (382 amino acids)
Source: RefSeq, a predicted model, not a curated record
ACCUGAUACGUGUCUGCCAAAUCAGGGCCAGCGCUCCGUUUGGGCGCCGCCUUUUCAGGAAACCUGCUCAGUGGCCUGUCUCUUGGUUAAGCUGAUUGAGGGCCUGCAUUGUGCAUUUCCGUCCCAGAAUGCCACCAUUCCAGGACUUGCAUACCUCCCUAGCAAGAAGCUGGCUGAAAUGACCUGGUCCUUGGCAGCAUAGACUCUGCCCUCAUCCGCGGUACUUGGACAUUCCGCAGUCUCUCCCUUUUGUUCCUCCCAUCACUCUCAUACUCAUAACCACAAUCGCUCUGAUCUCGACAUAAUCGCAGUCGAGUUCAAUAUCAUCAAACCCAGUACCCCGCGCUUCCAAAAGGCCGCCGUGGUUGAUCGUCGCGAUCGCAUAUUGCACCAGAUAGACCCCCACUAUCAUCGUCCGUCAGCGGUGAGACCCAGCCUAGGAUCCUGUUAGUUAUCCCAACGCAUUUUCUGGCCUCACAAAGACCUUUUCGGGCUUCUUUCUAUGAAAAUUUGAUUCAGAGGACUUGACUGUCUCCAAGAGAAUUUCCAACAGUCGGAUCAGCAAGGGUUGGGAUCCGACCGGGCGCAGCCAAGUGAAUAAACCUCACCCAGGCUCGGCCACGACUCUGAAUUCAUAAGCCUUCAGCCGAUAAGUCUAUCUUUUUCAACUAUGCGACCGUCUCAAGCAGAGCCGUUCGCGUCUCUUAGAAGCGAGCGAGGAGAAAAUCGCGCUCCCUGGGCGACAGAAUCCCAUCCAGAAUCUCAAGUGAAUGCGAGUAUUCGAGGCAUACGCUCUGAAGACUCGUGGGUGGAAAUCUCAUCACGAGCUUCAUCGGCCUCCUUAUCGUCCACUAACAACGAUAUCAUCACCACUGGACUCCAACUCCGAACUCCAGACGAGCGCCUAUCACGUCAACUCCAAACCUCCCCCCACGUCGCUCAUCCUCAGCCGCGUUCUACGAGCACCGCUGGAAGUAGCCAGGAUGAGUAUGAAGAGAGCGAGAGUGAAAGUGAUCGGGUUCUCAGCAGCUCCAAUGAAGAUAUCUAUCAAGGCGACACGGCGGAGGAUGACGAUACCUCCACGGCGGUUGGUGUUGGCAGCCUAGACAAAGUGUUCACACCUCAGCCGAACGCAUUCUCGCACCCGCCGUCGUCCCAUGCUCGAACCGUACCAGAUUCAUAUUUCCCUCAGGCUGCAGCAGCCGCAUCUGAGCGACGUGCUGAACGCACCCUGACUCAACGCAGCUACCAGCGUCAGAUGCAGUCGAGGCCGCGUCCUGGUUCAUCGUCAUCAUUCCAGCCGGACCAUGAUGCGGCAUUGCGGGCGUCCUUGACCACCCUUCUCUCAUGUGCCGCUGCAGUCCGACCAAAAGGUCCUGAUGCCAGACCACCCCAGCAACGGGCAUCGACACAACCCACAACCCUGCGACUUGUCCCAGAAUCAGAGCUCGAGACACCGCCUCGACAGAGACGCACUUCGUCUCCCAACAAACAGACCAAACGCAAAUCGCGCGAAUCGAGCAAAGAUCGACAUGCCGCGAAGAAGGUCCGCGCUGCCAGCGCCAAAGCGACCGCUAUCGCGACGGGCGAAGAGCUGAUCAGCCCAACCCUCGCGUCGUGGAUGAUCUCGGCUGGUGUGGUGCUCGUGUUCUCGGCCAUCAGCUUCAGUGCGGGAUACGCUUGGGGGCGAGAGGUUGGAAGGAUCGAGGGCGAGAUGAGUCUCCCCGGUGGAAGCUGUGGGCAAGAAUCAAUGAGGUCGAGUGGAAACGGGUUGAGAAGAUUGAGAUGGAGUUCGGCCGCCAGCAGUAUACGUGCUUAAUAACGGCCAUUUUCCGGUUGGCGUUUGGUAAUGCAUCAUGAGGAGCAAGAAAUGACAACGACAGACACGAUGGGAAUGGGACAAUCUGCUAAUGGGGGAAGGGAUGAGCCGAAUGAAAUGAUACCCCGGCGGAAAACCACUCUUCGACACCAGCUGUUUGCAUGACUUGGACACACUUGAUGUCGCAGGAAGUAUAUGAAUGCAUGGGAAACAAUCGAGGCGUUUUCAGAUGACUGGCAUUGGAGAGGCGCUGGCAACGGUGCAAUCAGAGUAUCGAUCGCAUACAUAGACAUCGAAUACCAGGGUAGUUCCGAUGACGGGUCGUUGGGUUCCUUCCCGACUG